Molecule: messenger RNA, 1596 nt
Organism: Brassica oleracea var. oleracea
Lineage: Eukaryota; Viridiplantae; Streptophyta; Magnoliopsida; Brassicales; Brassicaceae
Exons: 2
Coding region: 222-1187 (321 amino acids)
Source: RefSeq, a predicted model, not a curated record
AAAGCAGAAGAAUCAAAUUCAGCUGGCUAACCGAUUUGAUGCUCUGGGAUAGCGAGCUGUGACAUGUUACUAGCUCACUCGUGCACUGACAUUUUAGGGCUUUCGUCGCUUUCCUAUUUAAGGCUGUAACCCUCGACUGUAAAUCUUUAAGUUGGAACAAUACAUAAAGUUUUCGUCUUCAAUCUCUGUUUGUUACAUGGUAUCAUAGCUCAUGUCGAACCAUGGCUGGACCUACUGAAACGACUCCCGAUUCUCUACUUACUAUAAAUCAAUGUGUUACUUUCAAGGUGAGCUCGUCUAACUACUUGCUGUGGAAACUACAUACCGAGACAUGGCUGAGCAGUCAGAUUCUUUUGGGACAUGUCACUGGCGGCUCUCCUCACCCAUCUCCUACGAUUGAAGUUCGUACAGGCAAUGAAGUUUCGGAAGCGCCAAACCCUAAUCUUGUGAAAUGGAUUCGAGAUGACCAGAAGAUAAUGGCGUUGUUCUUUGAUACCCUGUCUGAAGAAGCACUUCGGUCUGUAUAUGGUCUUCAAACUGCUCAGGAGGUAUGGUUCUCUCUUGCUAAGAAGUACAAUAGGAUUUCUGUCUCUAUGAAGUGUGAUCUUCAGUGUAGACUUCAGUCGGUUUCAAAACAAGGAAAGAAGUUAGCUGAGUAUCUAAGCGAUGUGAAACUGAUUUGUGAUCAGCUAGACUCCAUAGGCUGUCAUGUUCCUGAGAAUGAGAAGAUUUUUGGUGUGUUGAAUGGUCUGGGUCAGGAAUAUGAAUCUAUUAUUGCGGUGAUUGAAAAUGCGAUGGACUCGGAGCCUGGUCUCUCCUUUGAAGAUGUUGAGAUAAAUCUUACUAAUUUUGAUGAGAAGAUUCAGGCAUACGCAGCUAACAACACAGUUUCUCCUCACUUGGCUUUCAGUACUGGUCGAGGUUACACAAAUCGUGGUCGUGGUCAAGGUAGAUCUGGUUAUUCUCGUGGACGUGGUUCCUAUUCCACUCGUGGUAGAGGUUUUCAUCAACAAAUCAGUCAGGACUCUUCCUCUGAGAACAACACACGUCCAACUUGCCAGAUAUGUCACAAGUACGGUCAUUCAGCCUAUAAAUUCUACAAGCGGUUUGAUCAUGCAUAUCAGCCAGAGGACUACACCAAUGCGUUAGCUGCUAUCAGAACUUCAGAUGGAACAUUGCAGUCAUGACAUGAGUGGUAUGCCGACUCUGGAGCAACUUCUCAUAUCUCAAACUUGCCUGCUCAUCUUCAGACUGUUCACCCAUAUCAUGGAGAUGAUUCAGUCAUCGUUGGAAAUGGUCUGGAGCUGCAUUGGAUGAGAGAUGCACCAGUUGGAACAAAAGAUGCAGAAAAGAAUGCAAUCUGGAGAUUUUCACGCGAAACAGUCUGAGUGACUGUUCCCGAUAGCGGAGCAACCCGAGUGACUGUUCCAGAUAGAACGGAGCAACCCAAGUGCAUGUUCCAGCGGCAGAGAUUUUUAAGGAAACUACAAGUCAUUACGGGAUUUGCCCUAAUUAUCCCAUCUUUUUUUCCCAGCCGCCUGUGGCUUUGAUAUAUCAUAUUUUUCUCUUUCUUUUUACAUUCUACACUACUUUUUA